Metarhizium album ARSEF 1941 is the source of this 2190-nucleotide messenger RNA. RefSeq names its product Vacuolar protein sorting-associated protein 27. Gene Ontology annotation, cellular component: ESCRT-0 complex. Lineage: Eukaryota; Fungi; Ascomycota; Sordariomycetes; Hypocreales; Clavicipitaceae. Gene Ontology annotation, biological process: protein targeting to vacuole; protein transport to vacuole involved in ubiquitin-dependent protein catabolic process via the multivesicular body sorting pathway. The record is from RefSeq and is a predicted model, not a curated record. The transcript is spliced from 5 exons. Bases 1 to 2190 code for a protein of 729 amino acids. Gene Ontology annotation, molecular function: phosphatidylinositol-3-phosphate binding; ubiquitin binding; metal ion binding.
AUGAUGAGCUGGUGGUCAUCCUCGGCCAACACGGCCCUGGAUGAGCAAAUCGAGAAGGCCACGAGCAGCAGCUUGGAGGACAUCGCCUUGAACCUUGAAGUCUCCGACAUCAUCAGAUCCAAGACGGUGGCGCCCAAAGAGGCCAUGCGGUCUCUCAAGAAGCGAAUUGGAAACAAGAAUCCAAACACCCAACUGAGCGCUUUGAAUCUCACAGAUACGUGUGUCAAAAAUGGCGGAUCGCAUUUUCUUGUCGAGGUGGCCUCGCGCGAGUUUAUGGACAACCUGGUAUCACUUUUGCAGGCUUCCGGAGCUGUAGCGGUAAACGCCGACGUCAAGGCCAAGAUUCUCGAACUUGUGCAGCAAUGGGCAGCAGCCACGGAAGGCAGACACGAUCUGUCCUAUAUUAACGAGGUCUACAAUUCAUUACAACGAGAGGGGUAUCGAUUCCCUCCCCGAGUGACGGUCGCCAGUAGCAUGAUUGACAGCAGUGCGCCUCCCGAAUGGGCCGAUUCCGAUGUCUGCAUGCGCUGCCGAACUCCCUUUACGUUUACGAAUCGAAAACAUCAUUGCAGGAAUUGUGGCAACUGCUUCGAUCAGCAAUGCUCGAGCAAGACGAUCCCACUCCCACAUCUGGGCAUCCACGCAGCCGUUCGAGUUGAUGACGGCUGUUAUGCGAAGCUGACGGGCAAGGGCUACAAGGACCUUGGUCCGCCGGAUCGAUCACCUACAUACCCACACAAGACUCGGAGUACAUCGGCCAUGCAGCCUCGGAAUGCGCGUGUGGAUGAUGGUUUCGACGAAGACCUGAAGAAGGCACUCGCAAUGAGCUUGGAGGAUGUCAAAGCCAGUCAUAGAGGCUAUGCGGAACCAGCAACAACUAAGCCCAAGGCAACAAAGAACUCGUCAAAGGUGGAGGAAGAGGAGGAUGCUGACUUGAAAGCCGCGAUUGCUGCAUCUCUGGCCGACAUGGAGGAGCAGAAGAAGAGGCAUGCCGCUGCGCUCAAGGAGCAAACAUCGAACCCUCCCACCGGUCCCUCCUCGGCGCCGUUCGUUCUCCCAAAAAACGACUAUGAAUUAACUCCUGUCGAAGCCGAGAACAUCAACCUCUUCGCCACACUGGUUGACCGUCUCCAAACCCAACCACCAGGCACGAUACUACGCGAGCCGCAGAUUCAGGAGCUCUAUGACAGUAUUGGCACGUUACGUCCCAAGCUGGCAAGAACGUAUGGUGAAACUAUGAGCAAGCACGAUACACUACUUGACCUACACGCCAAGCUCUCCACUGUGGUUCGCUAUUACGAUCGUAUGCUGGAAGAGCGCCUUUCCAAAGCCUAUAGUCAGCAGAAUCUAGGUGGCUACAGUCUACCGCCUGCUCGCCAGCCCACAGGCGCAUACAUUUCCGUGCCGUCAGGAUCUCACGCCAAUCUUGGUGGUGCCGAAAGCUUCUACGCCGGGCGAGCGCCCCCUCAAUCGUAUCAACAACAGCAAACUCCGUCACACACAACUCCUCAGCCGCAAUUCGCGGCCUAUAACCAGUCUUCAGAGCCGCCACAUCCCGGCCAAUAUGGCCCGCCCCAGAGAACGAACAGUUGGCAAGCACGGGCUCCCUCUGUCCCUCAAGACCCCUACCAUCCGCAGCAGACGCCUCUGCCAGAACCAGCGCAAAGUAUACAAACGCCCCAGCAAGCUCCCGCCUCACCAUCGACAGAACGUCGAUCCUCGUACUAUUUCGGCUCUCAGCAACAGCAGCCAGUCCAAGUCCCAUCUGGCCGGUCUGCACCACCUGGACCAGCUCAGGAUUCAGCUCCGUCGCCAUAUCCUAGUCUGCAGCAGUCCAUACAAUAUCAGCAGCCUGCUUCCACUGCCGCACCCGAACGACCAACACCAAUACAGCCCCAUGCUCAGCCAGCCCACGUGGAUCGUCAGCUUUCCCAGCCCCAGUCUCAACCGCCUAGCCAGCAGGCUUUGGGCUCUCAGCAGCGACAGCCCACGCCGCAACAACAGCCAACCCAGCAGCAGUUCUGGCAUCAACCGACUGCUCACCAGCCCCCGGAGCAAAUGGCUCAACAACCGCCAGCGCCUCCUCAAUCAUGGGUUUAUGCUGGAUACACGCAGUCCAUUUUCCCAUCGGUACCACAACAUGAACCCACGAAGAAACCAGUACAGGAGGAAGCGCUAAUUGAGUUGUGA